Empidonax traillii (willow flycatcher) is the source of this 1539-nucleotide messenger RNA. It is a transcript of the gene NR2F6, whose product is annotated as nuclear receptor subfamily 2 group F member 6. Gene Ontology annotation, molecular function: zinc ion binding; nuclear receptor activity; RNA polymerase II cis-regulatory region sequence-specific DNA binding. The coding region runs from base 217 to 1365 and encodes 382 amino acids. The record is from RefSeq and is a predicted model, not a curated record. The transcript has 4 exons. NCBI's taxonomy places the organism in Eukaryota, Metazoa, Chordata, Aves, Passeriformes, Tyrannidae. Gene Ontology annotation, biological process: cell differentiation; anatomical structure development; negative regulation of transcription by RNA polymerase II.
AAAAAAAAAAAAAAAAAACCAAAAGGAAAAAAAAGCCAAAAAAAAAAAAAAUAACCGUGAAAAUCCCAAACCGGCCGCCGCUCGGCCAAAAAAAAAAAAAACAAAAAAAAACCAAACUUGCCGAACUCGUUUGCGGGAGGCACCGGGGCGGCUCCGCUCGAUGCGGCGGCGGGGCCGGCGCUGAGCCCCGCGGCCGGUGCCGAGCCCCGCGGAGCCAUGGCCAUGGUGGCCGGCGGAUGGGGAGAGCCCAACGGCGGCGGCGGCGGCGGCGGCGGCGGGGAGGAGGCGGCGUCCCCCGCGGGCGGCGGCAGCGACGCGGAGCACGGCGAGGAGGAGCGGGCCGGGGCCGCCGUGGACUGCGUGGUGUGCGGGGACAAGUCCAGCGGGAAGCACUACGGGGUCUUCACCUGCGAGGGCUGCAAGAGCUUCUUCAAGCGCAGCAUCCGCAGGAACCUCAGCUACACCUGCAGAUCCAACCGGGACUGCCAGAUCGACCAGCACCACCGCAACCAAUGCCAGUACUGCCGCCUGAAGAAGUGCUUCCGUGUGGGAAUGAGGAAGGAAGCCGUGCAGCGGGGCCGGAUCCCCCCGAGCCACUCCAGCACCAGCCCCAACACCAUCCCCAGCGGGGAAUACUUCAACGGGCAGCCGGUGUCGGAGCUCAUCUCGCAGCUGCUGCGGGCUGAGCCCUACCCGGCCGCCCGCUACGGCUCCCAGUACGCCCAGCAGGGCAGCGUGAUGGGCAUCGACAACAUCUGCGAGCUGGCCGCCCGCCUGCUCUUCAGCACCGUGGAGUGGGCCCGCAACAUCCCCUUCUUCCCCGAGCUGCCCGUGUCCGACCAAGUGGCGCUGCUGCGGCUCAGCUGGAGCGAGCUGUUCGUGCUGAACGCGGCGCAGUCGGCGCUGCCGCUCCACAUGGCCCCGCUGCUGGCGGCCGCCGGCUUCCACGCCUCGCCCAUGUCCGCCGACCGCGUCGUCUCCUUCAUGGACCAGAUCCGCAUCUUCCAGGACCAGGUGGAGAAGCUCAACCGGCUCCAGGUGGACUCGGCCGAGUACAGCUGCCUCAAAGCCAUCGCGCUCUUCACGCCCGACGCCUGCGGGCUGUCGGACCCGGCGCACGUGGAGAGCCUGCAGGAGAAGGCGCAGGUGGCCCUGACGGAGUACGUGCGCUCCCAGUACCCGUCGCAGCCCCAGCGCUUCGGGCGGCUGCUCCUGCGGCUCCCGGCGCUCCGGGCCGUGCCCGCCGCCCUCAUCUCCCAGCUCUUCUUCAUGAGGCUGGUGGGGAAGACGCCCAUCGAGACGCUAAUCAGGGACAUGCUGCUGUCCGGGAGCACCUUCAACUGGCCCUACGGGACGGGGCAGUAGGGACGGAGCGCGGGGAGGGGACGAUCCCGGGACCGCCCCCCCGGCAGCUGGACGUGGACUCGUUCCCGUGGUGUCCCUGGGGUGUUCUGUGCUGGGCCUCGGCCUCGGAGCUCUGUCUGCCACAGGAGGGGGCCCUGCUCCCCGCAGAGGCUGUGGGGUCACGGGGGUGUCCCC